Molecule: messenger RNA, 1851 nt
Organism: Blastomyces dermatitidis ER-3
Lineage: Eukaryota; Fungi; Ascomycota; Eurotiomycetes; Onygenales; Ajellomycetaceae
Exons: 1
Coding region: 1-1851 (616 amino acids)
Molecular function (GO): nucleic acid binding
Source: RefSeq, a predicted model, not a curated record
AUGCGAAUUAAGCCGGGAGUAAAUGGCAACGAAGACACGGCAGUGGCAAGCAGCAUCGGUGGCACAAUCUAUAGGGAUGAAGUCGCAAUGGCAAGCGCCGAUACGACCCGUCUUCAUAUCUCUCCAUUGACGCCAGAGCUCCUCCAAUCCAUCCUUCGUCUCGCCGCGGUUGAAGCUGCGACAGAUAUUUCCUACCACUCCGUCCAGACCUUUCCCGAGAACGACUACGGAUUUGUUAACCUACCUAAAAUGGACGCAGAGAAGGUUGUGAAGAAACUGAACGGGACCAUUUUGAAAGGGAAAAAACUAAAGAUCCACGAAGCCCGUCCGGUCAAACGCCCUGCGCCAGACGCUGACGGCCACCCCGAUACUGCCUCCACUUUACCCCGGUCCAAACCAGACAAAGCCUCGAAAGAGCAGAAAACUACAGAUAAUAUUGUCGAUGGGCACGAAUUGCCCCAAGGUAGACAUGUAAAGCGUGGUUGGACAGAGCCCGCAGGUCAAAACAAGCGCAGUCGCAAGUCAGACAAGAAGGAGGAAAAGCGCAAGUCUCAGUCCUCAAAGUAUACAGAAAAACCCGAGUGUCUAUUCCGGACGACUGUGCCUCCCAAUCGGUCUGACGUCGUAAAAAAGAAGAAGAAAUCAUCGGAGAAGAAGAAAAAGAAGGACAAGAUAAAUGGGGACGUGGUUGUGCAUGAGUUUGAGAACUUGACCACAAUCCCGAGCUUCCUUAGGACUGGCGAAAACCCCCCAGAAGAAAGCCUCACCAGUGAAUAUGUGGAUGGUAAAGGCUGGAUAGACCGCGCAGGCAACGUUAAGGAGAAACGGGUUAUGAAGGACAGACCUAAAGCGAAACUAUUACCGCUAGAGUCGAAAGGGGUUGGGGAAGGCAAGAAGGGAAUGAUGGAAAAGGUUGUCCCACAGCGACCAGCUCAUGCCGAGGUGGACAGUGACGAGACUUCGUCUAGUAGUUCUUCCAGCGAAAGCUCCUCUGAAGAAGAAGACAGCGAUUCCGAAGAAGGCGAAGAAGCAGAUUCUGGCCUCUCGUCCACCUCUUCAUCCAGUGGAAACAACUCAGCCUCAUCAUCUCCAUCGUCUGAAAGUGGCGAAGAAGAAGAAGACGAAGAAGGGAAGGAGGAGGAGGACGAAAAGGUGCAGAGCAUGAACAAGGAGCAUGUCAAACAAACCAACAACACCAUAAACACGACCACCCACCCAUCUAUCCUCCUAACUCCCAGCAAAGACUCACCAAAUCCACCCGCCACGAGGAAAGAAAAAACCCCAGGCCAAGACUCCAACCCCAUCCAAUCACCAGCAGUUGCCACAGAAGUCCACCCUCUCGAGGCCCUUUUCAAGCGACCCGCCAAACGACGUGGUUGCAGCAGUUCGAAACCGCCUUUAGAGAUCAACACGCAAUUCAGUUUCUUCGACGGUGGUGACGACGAUGACAUCGAAGAAGAACAAGAUGACCACGCUAUGACGACCGCAGAGCAUAACCGCUCUUACCACUACCUCAAUAUAGGAGAGCCGCAAACCCCUUUUACGAAACAGGACCUUAUGUCACGAACUGUGCGCAGCGCGGCACCCACUCCAGACACUGCCGCUCCGAGCAGGAGUAGAUUUUGGGACGAUGAUGAUGUUGAUGAAACUGAAGCUACUUUGGCUACGCCCUCGAAAAAUCUGACAGCGGCUGGUGAGAAAAAGGAUGAAGAGAAGAAUGAGAGUGACUUUGCGAAGUGGUUUUGGGAGAAUCGGGGCGAUAACAAUCGGGCAUGGAAGAGGAGGCGGCGGGAGGCGGCGAAGGAGAAAAGGCAGAGGGAGAAUAGGCAGAAGGGAAUUCGGGGGAAAUAG